Corylus avellana is the source of this 890-nucleotide messenger RNA. Its product is annotated as 17.8 kDa class I heat shock protein. The record is from RefSeq and is a predicted model, not a curated record. NCBI's taxonomy places the organism in Eukaryota, Viridiplantae, Streptophyta, Magnoliopsida, Fagales, Betulaceae.
GGGCCGAAACCUCAAUUUUUUUAUAUUAUCAUUAGACGUCGCUGGGCUAGGCCGAACACUCGAGAAAGAUCGCCCCAUUCACAUGCCUUUAUCAAUUUUCUGGAAGACUCUUCUCUGUACCAGAUAGAUACUUCUCCAUCCUCCUCAUCAACCAUCAACCAAACUUACCAGUGAAUACCAGAAGAAUCGAAGGCGCCAUUACUUUCCUAUAAAUACCUCCCUCAUCAAGCCCUGCAAAAACGCAAGAAAGCAAACAAUCACAGCGAAGCUCACUAACGUGCAACCUUUGAUCUCUUUCUUUCAUUUUCAACACCAUGUCUCUCAUUCCGAGCCGCUUCUUUGGCCGAAGGACCAACAUCUUCGACCCAUUCUCGCUGGACAUCUGGGACCCAUUCCAGGACUUUCCGUUUGGCUCUGAGUUCGCAGCUGAAACGGCGGCGUUCGCCAACACCCGCAUUGACUGGAAGGAGACCCCAGAAGCUCACGUUUUCAAGGCGGACCUUCCUGGGCUGAAAAAAGAGGAGGUGAAGGUGGAGAUAGAGGAGGGUCGGGUGCUGCAGAUAAGCGGGGAGAGGAGGAAAGAGGAGGAGAAGAAGGAGGAGACGUGGCACCGGAUUGAGAGGAGCAGCGGCAAGUUCUUGAGGCGGUUCAGGCUGCCUGAGAAUGCGAGGGUUGACCAGGUCAACGCCAGCAUGGAGAAUGGGGUGCUUACUGUGACCGUGCCCACGGUGGAGGUGAAGCAGCCUCUUGUUAAGACCGUUGAGAUCUCUGGCUGAAUGCUCAACGACUCUUCAUCUAUGUAUGUCGAGCGAGUCAUGUUAUGUUAUGUAUGUGCAAAUAAAUGACUUCAUGUCAUGUGCAUCAAGCCAUGAAGAAGGAGUUGGAGUGUU